AUGCCGCUGUCAGAAGACGAAAAUGACUCUGCGGCUAGCAAGGAUAAAUCUUCCACGAAAGUGUCAAUGAAACUGAGUGACACGGCUCAUGCACCAUCCGUCAAAGUGCCAACUCCGAGGAAGGGCAAACCCAAAGAGAUGGUGCGCCGACCUACCAUGCUUCAGGCUUUACAACACAAGAAAUAUGUCGCUAAUUCUACGUAUUAUCUAACCUCCGGCGGCACGAAUAAGAAACCGCCACGCGAUGUUACGAAAGAACGAAGUCCGUUUUUGUACCCGCGCGAUGUCGAACUUCAAGCUUAUAGAAUGCUCCAAGGAACUUGGGAAGCUGAGCAGAAGAAGAAAAACCAAGCGGACGGUUCUAAUUAUAGGACUAGACAGAAUGCAGAUUUGCGAGCAAGGGUGCAUACACCAAAUGCAACUGUUGGUGGACCAGCUGUUAAAGCUAUUUUAGAUGUCGAUCCUGAUUUUUAUAAAUUGGUGCAAAAUAGACCGAUAAAGGAUAGACUCAAUAUAAAUAAGUACGUGAAUGAUGUGCGAGAAUGUCUGAGAAAUCGUAUUCAAUGCGGCAUGCUACAAGACGAAGCUUUGCUAAUUCAAGAAAAUUGCUACAUGGAAUUGACGCAGAUCAAUGAAAUAAAAGAAAAACAUAAGAGAUAUGCAGAUAGUUUUGACGAAUUCUUAGCAGAGGAUCACAGAAAUGCUCGAAAAUUUUUGGAAGAAGCUGACUUGAUGUCUGCCAAAACCAUGAACUUAACUGUCGAAAAAAAAGAAUUGAGUGUUAAACUUGGAAUGUUGAGAUGCGAACUUUAUACGCUUGAAGAAACUUGGCGCGAAUUAAAAAUGUAUCAGUCAUUUCUUUAUCGGGUCGCACCUCUGUCAUGGCGAUUGGAGCAUGACUGGAUCCACAGAGAUUCGCAUGAUAAUCUGCUACAGGAGGGCCAAACUCAGGAAAGCAAAAUGAAGAAAGAAGAAUCGGUCUUGUCGCUCGAUGAUCUUCUUGUUAAAUUUUUGGAUUUAACUGAAAAAUCUCCGGAACCGAUGAUUCCUUUCAGCACGCCGGGUGAGUUAUUGGAAACUCUCGACGCGUUAGCCGAGUCGACAUUGCAUUCGCUCGCGCAUUUGGAGAAAAUUGCGGGGCCACUCGCCGCCGCCAAGGUAAACGCGGAAGCAGCCAAGGUGGAGGUCGAAGCCGAAUUGACUGCUAUGCGGCGCAAUAUAGAUUCGCUGAGCCGACACAUUGAUUGGGAAGAGAGACGUGGCAGAUCGCUCAAAGCGCGCGGCGAAAGUUUACUCGAGGGCGCCCUGAGAAAAUGCGUAGCGAUAGGUCCAGCAUUAGCCACUCACGUAUGGGUCGAGGAUUGCUACGAGGGUUGCGUUGCUCCUAAUGAUUCCAAUCUGAGCACGAUCGCCAUGGCACGUGGAAUAGAAGCCGAAAUGCAUGCCUUAUGUCUGGUACUAGAUGGGAUGCCACUUAGAUGUGUAGUCAAUGCUAGUGCAAGGGUGCGCGGAGAGCAAGACAAAAUGAUGAAGCAAGCGAAGGAGGCGUCCUCCAAAGUGAAAGUGAUCGACUGUCUGCUGAAGUCAAUCGAGCGCGGCCUGGAACCGGUGAAACCGUACGGCAGGCGCCGACUCAAGCCGAGAACUGUGCCGCCCGCGCCGGCAAAGACGCCACCGCCGCCCCCGAGGGAACUCACGCAGGAUGAGAAAACGAUGCUAACGUUCUUCACGGAUUAUUGUCCCGGAGACGACAUCGAUGAAAAAUUGAAUUUUGCGAAGGGAUGCUUAGAUAAAUACGUUACUGCCGAAGAAACAGAUGGAUUGUUUGAAUAA
This is a messenger RNA of Ctenocephalides felis (cat flea), 1833 nucleotides long. RefSeq lists its product as uncharacterized. The record is from RefSeq and is a predicted model, not a curated record. Bases 1 to 1833 code for a protein of 610 amino acids. The transcript is spliced from 11 exons. Lineage: Eukaryota; Metazoa; Arthropoda; Insecta; Siphonaptera; Pulicidae.